CGGGGGCCGCGGGGGCCCGGCGGGGCCAGGGCACUAUUUGACGUCGAGGAGACGGAUCACCGCGGCGCAGCGAUACGGCGCGCACCAAUGGAGUUCAAAUGUCAGCAAGUUUGAGGAGGGGUGAGGCGCCGGGGGGUGUGUUCCUCCGCCGCGGCCCCUGCUCUAAACGGCGCGGCUCCUCGGGACGCCGCAUGGCACAUGGGCUGCGGAGCGCCGGGGAAGCCCCGCCGCCCCGCCCGGCCCCGCCGCGCCGCUCCGCCCGGCCCGGCCCGGCCCCGGGAGGGCCCUCUGCGGAGGGCGUGGGGCUCCGGCGCUGCCGGCGAGCAGGUGACACCGCGGGCUGCCCUGCGCCCUGUGCGCGGCAUGUGCGCGCCCGUGUAGCGCGGGCUGCCCCCAUGGGCAGCGGCGCCGGCUCUCUCCUCUGCCCCCCGUCUCUGGAAGCCCGGGCAGGAAACGCUCCUCAUGUCUCCCAGAUAAAAAUAAAAGCGACUCCCUCCUCCCGGCCGCAGAGUGUCCCCGAGCUCGGCCAGACGCGGGGCUGAGCCGGCCCCGCCGCCCGGCAGCGCCUCUCCCCCGCCGCCCCGGAGCGCCGGGCCGCGCCGCCGCCCGCCCCAUGGAUAUCGCAACAGGUCCCGAGUCCUUGGAAAGGUGCUUUACGCGGGGCCAGUCGGACUGCUCAAAGAUGCUGGACGGUAUUAAAAUGGAAGACCACCCUCUGCGCUCGGGUCCGGCCACGUUAGGAGUGCUGCUGGGGUCGGACUGCCAGCACCAGGCCGUCUGCGAGGGCUGCCAGCGGCCCAUCUCGGACCGGUUUCUGAUGCGGGUGAACGAGUCCUCCUGGCACGAGGAGUGCCUGCAGUGCGCGGCGUGUCAGCAAGCCCUCACCACCAGCUGCUACUUCCGGGACCGAAAGCUCUACUGCAAGCAGGACUACCAACAGCUGUUUGCUGCUAAGUGCAGUGGCUGCAUGGAAAAGAUCGCCCCAACAGAAUUCGUGAUGAGAGCCCUGGAGUGUGUUUACCACUUAAGCUGCUUCUGCUGCUGUGUUUGUGAACGACAGCUGAGGAAAGGGGAUGAAUUUGUUCUUAAGGAAGGGCAGUUGCUCUGCAAAAGUGACUAUGAAAAAGAGAAAGACUUGUUGAGCUCGGUCAGCCCAGACGACUCAGACUCAGUUAAAAGCGAUGAUGAAGAUGGAGACGUUAAGCCCACCAAAGGACAAGUAACCCAAGGAAAAGGAAGCGAUGACGGGAAGGACCCAAGAAGACCUAAACGACCAAGGACAAUACUUACUACGCAGCAGAGACGAGCAUUCAAAGCAUCCUUUGAAGUGUCUUCCAAGCCCUGUAGGAAGGUCAGAGAAACACUAGCAGCUGAAACAGGACUCAGUGUGCGAGUUGUCCAGGUCUGGUUUCAAAACCAAAGAGCAAAGAUGAAAAAACUAGCACGAAGGCAUCAGCAGCAGCAGGAGCAACAAAACUCGCAGCGACUAGGGCAAGAAGUUAUGUCCAACCGAAUGGAAGGGAUGAUGACAUCUUACACGCCACUUGCACCACCACAGCAGCAGAUUGUAGCAAUGGAUCAAAGCAGUUAUGGCACAGACCCAUUUCAGCAGGGUCUUACCCCUCCACAAAUGCCAGGCGACCACAUGAACCCUUAUGGAAACGACUCCAUUUUUCAUGAUAUCGACAGUGAUACCUCUUUAACUAGCUUGAGCGACUGUUUUCUUGCCUCUUCCGAAGUUAACUCCAUGCAGGCUAGAGUAGGAAACCCCAUUGACAGGCUGUACUCUAUGCAGAGCUCGUAUUUCGCCUCAUGAAAAUAAAAGAAAACAAACAGCCGGCGUAUAUUUAGCCAGUGACUUUUUCCAGUGCAGACUCUACAGCCAUAUGUUGCCCAGCUCUUCCUUCACAGUGACUCCUGCUGCCUCUGGACUGCAAAGAGCAUUUUUAGGAAGACUGUAUCUGUGUGCAUAUAUGUGUAUGUAUGUAUAUAUAUAUUAAUACCUACCUACAUACAUACAUAUAUAUAUAUAUAAACAAAAUGCACCCACCAGUCCCAUACCCUUGAUUCCCAGCUUGCACCAGACCACGAGACAAGCACGGAAGGAACAGAAGACCCUGCUCGUCAGCAGCCUUUGGUUUGGUUUGGUUUGAGCUCAUCGUUGUAAAGGAAAUGGAUUUUGUGGAAAGCUAGACCUUUUCCUCCUUUCUCUCUUCCUUUCUUUUGGAUGUUUAAACUUUUUUUUUUUAAAGCCACUGAUACUGACAUCAGUCGACCAUAUGACAAAUAAAUCAAAGAAACUGGAGAUUCCUCCCUUUUCUUACUGCAUGAUUCAUACUAUGUUGUGGAUAAAUUGCCAUUUGAACUGUGAGAAGUUAAUGUAAAUGUGACGUUCAACAUUGUUUCCUUUCUACACUUUUUCUACAUAACCUAGAUCUGCUCAUUAGUUUAUAGCCCUUAUGCAUAUGAUACUGAGGAAACUGGUAACAGUAAUAUUUGUGGAGAAAGCCAGUGAUUUCAUAAUAAGAAAGGUCUAUGACCCUGGAGAGGAGAUGCAUGUUAGGGACAGAGGCAUUUAGGUUAGUAUUGAUCUUAAAUAAUUAAAACUAAAGGUGCUUACAAGACAGAGUUUUAAUUUUUUUUGAAGUGUGAGAAUAAAACAUUUACAUUUGUUUGUAAGUAUUGCAGUGCCAAAUUUCAAGUCUAGACCAUGAUUGGCAAACAUGUGUUGUUCAUUCUGUUCUGUUUAUUUAUGUUUUGCAUGAGGCAUAAAUGUGCUGCGCUCCAUUGUCCAUCUGGAAUAAUUAAGCACUCCUUUAGUUAAUUAUCUCGCCUCAGCAAGAAUCUAUGAUAUACAGUUCUAGCCUGAACCAUCAGAAGUCCUGAAAUGUGCACCAACUGGGGAAUAAAAAGAAUGAGAGGGAUCGCAAUGGGAGGUUUAGGUACGUCAAGCUGGAGUCUAAUCUAAGUCCUGCAGGCUUCACACUGACAGGACUCCUGUAUUUACAAUAAAUACUCCAACUAACCUAUUAGUGCAAAUGUAAGAAGAACAAGUACAGAAAUUGAAGGCAAUGUCCCAGCUGAAGUCUGAAUGUCUCAGAUGCUGAAGUUUGAGCAUAUGUCAUAUAGGUUUUUGUAGGGCAUAAAAUAUCAUAAAUAAUAAUAGUAUAGUUAUAAAUAUUGCCUGGUGAUAAUUAUAAUGUGGAGAGGCAGACAAGUACGGUCAUGGCUUUUAGUGGAGAAAACUUCAUGGGGAAAAUUUGCCAGGGUAAUAUCAGUAAUUAUAGGGUGUGUUCAAAAUAGAGCUCAUGGGGAAAGAUUGGCAGGAUAGGCACUUUCUUAAAUAAAUACCUUUAAUUUAUUGACCAUAAUAGCCGAAAACAAGUCCAAAGCAUUGGUUAAUCCGACUCCUCCAGGCUGAGGACUGGUACCAGGCCAGCGCCGCAGAGUCUCCCGUGGGUCUCAGCACCUUCUGCAGGAGUGCUGGACUCUGGGACUCCCGUUGCAGGGGGGGGUCAGGCCAAAGCAGGGCCCCCGCAGCCUCAGCACCUGGGGAGAGAGCAGCCCUGCUGAAUGCCGGGGGCACCACGGCCUUGGCAGAGGGGGGUCCUGCUGCGGAGCCCUGCGGACUGCUGCCCACCCCUUCACUGACGGAGAAAGGUCUUCCUUGCGUCCCGGAGGAGUGGAUGGUAAGGAUCAGAUGAUAGGUCCAAGAGAAAAAAUAAGAUCACAUUCCCCCCGCAGCGUGGAAAUGUGGACCAAGCGUGUUAGAGGUUUCUUGAGAAAGCAAAGUUUUAUUUGCAAGAUAAAUGCGUGCAUUUUCACUCUGUGGAGGUGAGGAAAGCACCAGGGGAGAAGACUAUGCGUGUGCAGUGCAGGAGAGCAAAGCGCAGACCCAAGGCAAGCCCUUCCCGCCGCUGCACAGUGGCAGACUUGCCGUCUGCCACACACGUAGCCCUUCGCACGUGAAGGGACCGAUGUCUUUGCAAGGAUGCCGGGGUGAUGCUCCCCUCCCUGCAGGUUCCCAUCUCCUCCCUCCACCAUGGCAGCCCGAACUGCAGGCUGCCAUGCCCAGGGAGAUGGGUCCGUCCCUUUCUGACAGGGACGUGGAUUUUCAGUUGAAGGUUGUGAGCCCCUGCGUAUGUUUUGAAAUUGGAAGAAUUUUCUUUUCUCACCCAUCCCGUUCAGUUAUUUUUCCCUUUCCUUGUGUAUCAAAAUAAAUAACAAUUUCCUUUCUCUCUGCAUGAUAGCAAACAUCUAUAAAGAACUCAGGUGAUCCUCACUGCUUGCAGGGCAGAAAGCAAGCAGAUUUCAUAUGGCACAUUAGAAACAUUUGUCACCACCGAUCUCAAUGGAUUCAUCAAGUUUUCCUCCCCACCCUUCAGCUGUGCUACUUUAGAGUCAUAGAAAAGCAUCUUCACCAUCUCAGGCAUACCGGGUUUAUAGACUCUACACAUAGGCACAACCUUGCUUCAUCCCUCAUUACUGGCAGGAUCAAAAUGGCAUUUUUAGUGUUUACAGGGACUUAUAUGAGAACUAUAAUGUGACCUACAGUUUGGAGAACUGCCUUGUCCCAACUCUACCUCUGCUGCUGGGCUGGAUGUUGAAAAAACAAUCCAUUUCCAAGGAAAGAAUCAGAUAUUCCAUUUAUAGCUGAAGUAACCAUAAUCUUUUGCUGAUUUUUUGGAUGACUGUUUGCCACCUUUUUUUUUUUUUUUUUCCUUUUCAUUGCUUGUACAUACCAUCUCCUCUUCCCUUGGUGUGUUGUAUGAGGAUGCCUUAGCUGUUUGUUCCCCCAUAUUCUACCAUCUCUGGUGCCACGUGCACAACACAGUCAAGCCCUCUGGCAUGUGUAACAUUUCCCAUGCCACUGUGGGUUGCUGCUGGUCAACGGAAGGAAUGCAUAGCCAAUGAUUUCCAGUGGACCCGUUAUAUCUGGCAAAGGCCAAAGUUCAUUAAAGCAAAAUAAAUGUCACUUCUUUUUGUGGAAUGAAUUACCCUACUGGAGUGUGAUCAUUGUGGUUUUAACCUGGGACCUGCAGUAAAAGAUUAUAUAGCAACCUCUGACCUUUUUGAUUUCUGCUUUACUCUUCUAUUGUCAAGGGAAUGUCACCAAUCAGGUGAAAGUAAAAUGCUUAAUGGGCCAUAUCACAGUAAUAUCUUACACCGAGUCAAAUUGAUAAACUCUUGCCAAAAAUUCUUAGCAUCUGGCACUUCCACGGAAACCACAAACAAUGAUUGCACAUAUGGGAGCUUGAAGGCUAGAGGUCAUGACAGCAGUUUAUUACAUGCACCUUACAGUGAUCAUUUUCCCUAGGAAAUUAACCCCUCUCUAAUAUAAAUGCGUCAAGUAAGCUCUUCAUGGUGUUUCAAUCUUGUUGUUUUGGCUAAGCAAGGAAUACAUGUUAAGCUAAAGUGGUGACAAGAUGCAAUUAAGUAAAAGAUGAUUGAUUAGGUUUCAGUGUUUGCUCAGUAAUGUUUAAAAAAGAUGACUCUGAGAUCAGAAUGAAUAUGCUAGGUAGUAGCUUCCUCAGAGGUCUUUAUUGUGCAGUUACCAGAUCUGUAAUGAUGGCACAUAGAGAUUUCCAGCAUUCAGAAAUGGUUACUGAGCAGUGCGGUCCUUGAUCCCGCUGCUGGGCUCUCGGCUGGGCAGCAGCAUGUUUCCACUGCACGGCUGACUGUCGAGGGGAUGAUUCCUGCUAUGCAUUGCUGUUCUCAGCCCCCCCAUUUACCACAGCACUAUGGAUUAAACCCUGUAUCACAAGUAGUUAGAGGCUGGUGGUAAAUGUGUUUCACAGUCACAACAUGGAAGACAAUUAUAUUGAUGUAAGUCAAGUAUGGUGGUUGCAAUCACUAAGAUUGAAACACCAUCCUAGGCAUUUUGAUCUCCUUUCCUUCUUUAAACUCUGUCAUCAAAAAAAUCCAGAUCACUUGGCUCAGUUGCUGCUAACUGUGCCUGAGAUGUGACUCACGUUAGUCUCACGAUGGCUGCUGAGUGGAUUUUUCAGACCCACCCCGCACAAGUCGGAUGAGUAUUACCAGGUCCUUUGAAGGGGUCAUUGCUACUCUGUCAGCAGCAACUCAGCCACCUCGCUGCGCUGUCAUUGCAUGGGGAAGGUCCUUCAUGCCGGCAAACCUUCCAGGGAUGAUGUGAACCCACUUACCUCUUCCUACUGUGCUCAGGACUCCCUUCCAGUUUCCUUAAGGAUCAGAAUUAUAUCCCAAGCCACCGCCCCAGGGAACCCGGCUCUGUGAUGCUGCUAGGGAUGCUGCAAGCUGGGGUUUGCGAGAGCACCUCUUUGAACCGUGUCAUAAUAAUUCUGGUUGUCCCCAAAAGUCACUAGAAAUUAACAGCAGAAUCCAGGAGGAAGGGAAGGGUUCUUACAAGCCUGGAGCUUGGUCACAACAGUGAAAGGACAGAGAGGCUACUGAAGCACAUCAAAGCCAUGGGAGCUGGAGUCACAGUACCCAAAGUCUCAAGUGUUCAGGAUAGUGCUUUACACAAUCCCAUGCCUAAACCAUGUCAUGCAGAUGCUCCCUGUGUGUGCAGGUCCAUCUCCAGUCCACUCUCCUUGCCCCAGUGGCAUGGGACAGCUGGCCACUGCACCCACAGCAGCGUGUCCAGGGCUUCAGGCAUCCAUUCUCUCUGGUUAGGGGGUCCUUGGGUGCUUGCUUACGUCUUGGCAGGUACCUGAAGUCUUUUGGCUUUGGUGGGAUUUAAGCACAGUCUUGUUCAUUUGAGGCCUGUCUGAAUAAAGUGACAACUGUUUGCCCUUCUCAAGGAUGCAGCCCAGGUCCCCUUGGUUCUGCACGCCCUGUUUCUGCUCAGCAGUGACUGUGAAGGGGCUGCCAGAUACUUUACAUUGGGAACUCUGUUUUUAAGUGAACACCCUAUUUUUUAGCUGUGUAUGGCUGUAUUACUUGUAUAUUUAUAUAUUCUGUAUUUAUGUUAUCGAAAUGUAGUAUUUUGUAGCUGUCUGUUACAAUUUGUUUAACUUGUAAAAAAUAUGACUAUGCUCUCUCAUACUUAACCAGCUACUUAACCAGCUGCCUUUCACCAUAGAUUCUCUGCUCCUUUUCCUCUGUGUUGGUAACAAACCACCAUAAUGUAUGUAGAUCGUUUUUUUUUUUUUAUUUAAUUACUUGUCAUUGUUAAAUUAUUUAUUAGUGUUUUUAAAUUUCAUUUCACUGCAUUUUUUUUUUUCUGCCACCAUUGCCUGGCAGCUAAGAUACAUGAGUUUCUCAUACAUUAUGCUCCUUCCCAUGUGCACAAGUGCGCGUACGCACACACACACACUCUAAACAAAAACAGAAAAAGAAAAAAAGAGAGAGAUUACACUUCAGUAUAUUUGUAAAUAAAA
Aquila chrysaetos chrysaetos is the source of this 7361-nucleotide messenger RNA. RefSeq names its product LIM homeobox transcription factor 1 beta (gene LMX1B). Lineage: Eukaryota; Metazoa; Chordata; Aves; Accipitriformes; Accipitridae. Bases 614 to 1816 code for a protein of 400 amino acids. The record is from RefSeq and is a predicted model, not a curated record. Gene Ontology annotation, molecular function: RNA polymerase II transcription regulatory region sequence-specific DNA binding; DNA-binding transcription factor activity, RNA polymerase II-specific. Gene Ontology annotation, biological process: neuron differentiation; regulation of transcription by RNA polymerase II. Gene Ontology annotation, cellular component: nucleus. The transcript is spliced from 8 exons.